CGGUACAGCUGCUUCCGGGCUCCAGGGCUCCAGGAGGCCGCUCCCCGGACGCUGGGCCCCAGAGCUACCCGCCGUGCGGAACACCCGGCGCCUGGGUCCCCAGGUAGGCCGGCGCUGAGCCUCGCGACUGCGAUCUCCAAGGACAUCUCUGUUCUGACCUUGCGGAGGCCGCGUCUCAGCUGCGCCCUCACGGGACAGUGGGGCCACUUUGUGGAACGAUCGCUUCCCAAGUUAAGGGAUGCAUGUAACGAACUGGAGUUGGCUGGACACUUCCAUCGCGUCUUCCUCUCAACAGAGGCUUCCUGUUCUUUGAGCUCCCUUGGGCAGCAGCGCUUUAAGGCUCCUCAACUUUAGGACCGAAGGACCCUGGGCCACCUUCCUUCCUGCUUCGAUGGAGCACCACCCCUCCCCUUUGUGGGACACCUCGGGGUGUGGCCUCGGUGAGUGAAAAUCGGGGUGCCGACUGCUGGGGAAGAAUUCUGAAAACACAGAACAUUGUGGGGGUGACCCUGGCCUUGUGAGGCCCUUCACGUCUUUUAGUGUGGGGUGGCAAAUGGAUUUCUUUCCCCCUAAACUGACAAGGAAGCAGGCCAUUUACCAUACUUGGGGCUGCUGCGUGAGGCCUCUCUGAAUUCCGAGGACGGUACCACCAAGCAGACACCUAUUCUGAACCGCAACAGAUUCUGGCUUCUGAGGCGAUCCCGAGGGGCUUAAGCAGAGUCAGGAGGUGGUCGCAGAUUCGGGGAGCUCAUUCUACACUCAGUCAUGUUCCUUCGACGGCUUGGUGGCUGGCUACCUCGACCUUGGGGCCGCAGGAAAUCAACAAAGGUUGACUCGCCUGCCCCAGAACCCAGAUGGGUGGACAGCUCCCCCGAGAAUUCAGGGAGCGACUGGGACAGUGCCCCAGAGUCAAUGGGAGAUGUGGGGCCUCUGAAGAGCAAGGAUUCAGGGACACAGAAGACCCCUAGGACCUCUUCAGAGUCCAGAAAGGAUCAGCUGGGGAGCAAAAGAACGGAUUCCCUCAGGCUCAGGCGGGACAAGACUGUCUCUAGCAUUCAAGAGCCUGCAAGACUGGACACUGGAGGAGCCAUUCCCAAACCAGAAUGGGACCCUGUGGAUUCAGGUGGCAUGGAGAACCCUGAAAUGUCCCCUCAAGGGAGACUAGACAGCGCUGGACCAGAAGCCCCACUGGAGAAAGCUGGUCGACGGCAGAAGCUGUUGCGUUGGCUGCGGGGCGAGCCAGGGGCCCCCUCACGUCACCUGCGGGACCCAGAGGAGUAUCUGCAGAUCUCUACCAACCUGACCCUGCACCUGCUGGAGCUCCUGGCCUCCGCCCUGCUGGCUCUGUGCUCCCGGCCCCUUCGAGCUGUCUUGGAUGCUCUGGGCCUUCGAGGACCUGUGGGCCUCUGGCUGCACGGGCUGCUGUGUUUCCUGGCUGCCCUGCACGGGCUCCAUGCUGUGCUGAGCCUGCUCACUGCCCACCCCCUGCACUUUGCCUGCCUCUUUGGCCUCUUGCAGGCCCUGGUGCUGGCUGUCAGCCUCCGAGAACCUGCCGAGGAUGAGGAGGCCGCUGGCUGGGAGAGUGAGGGGCAGGGGAGGGAGACUGAGGAGCAGAGGGAAGGUCCAGGAAGGGUGCUGUGACUGGGUGAGGCAGGGGGCAAAGGGUGAAGAUAGUGGUUUGGCCUUUAGGAGGAAGGUGGGGAAACCCGAUUGUAAGCACAGUGACCUCAGGGAUGGGGAGGGAGACUCAGGAGCACAAAGGCGCAGGGGCCCCUAUUGUAUAAGCGAAGGGCUGCUUACGGUGUCCAGCGAUGGACAGUGGCAUCACCCUGGAGUCACCAGCUAUGGUUAUUUCUUGCUUUUACAUCUAUCCACCAGUUCUUAAAAUUUUCACCUCCACUUUUCAAAAGCAAAGACAAGAAAAGCGAUGGUACAGAAUGAAGGCCAGAGGGUCCUUUCCAACCCCAGGGGUGGACUAGGCCAGAAGCAGGACAGAGAUCUCUGCACUAAGAGGUGACGGGAGAUCCAUGGCGUCUGUCCCUUGGGCUCAAGGACCAGAGCCAUCUGGAAGAGAGUGGGGCUGUGAGGUAGGAGGAGCUGGGAUUCUAGAAGGGGCUACAGGGGUUGUAACACUUGCCGGGAGGGUCUGAUACUCCACGGGACCCAGAAGACAUGGGUGGUGCGGGCCCUACUGGCCAGAGGACCAGCUCAGAAGGGCUGGCGGUUCUAACGGGCAGUGGAGGUUAUCACAGCGCCUGCCAUCUCCACUCGGCCUGUUUGCUCACUCAGCAAUAAAUGUGCCACACUAAAUCCUAAAUAUACCAGUACAAUGUGA
This is a messenger RNA of Psammomys obesus (fat sand rat), 2335 nucleotides long. RefSeq names its product chromosome unknown C6orf47 homolog (gene CUNH6orf47). NCBI's taxonomy places the organism in Eukaryota, Metazoa, Chordata, Mammalia, Rodentia, Muridae. The record is from RefSeq and is a predicted model, not a curated record. The coding region runs from base 766 to 1641 and encodes 291 amino acids. The transcript has a single exon.